Molecule: messenger RNA, 1650 nt
Organism: Ramularia collo-cygni
Lineage: Eukaryota; Fungi; Ascomycota; Dothideomycetes; Mycosphaerellales; Mycosphaerellaceae
Product: related to nucleolar rRNA processing protein GAR1
Exons: 1
Coding region: 1-1650 (549 amino acids)
Biological process (GO): box C/D sno(s)RNA 3'-end processing; rRNA methylation
Cellular component (GO): small-subunit processome; box C/D methylation guide snoRNP complex
Molecular function (GO): histone H2AQ104 methyltransferase activity; RNA binding; rRNA methyltransferase activity
Source: RefSeq, a predicted model, not a curated record
AUGACCUCCCUCACGCCGACCGCCUUGUCGCGUUGGAGCUGCGAUGCCGUCCGCGCGCUGCCCGCCAUAUCAACCAUCCGCGCCAUUACAAUCAUCGAUUUCGACAAUACGCUCUUCGCGUCACCACUCCCCAACAAACAGCUGUGGAAUACGGGAACAUGCGGCCAAUUACAGGCGCAAGACUUCAUGACGACGGGUGGAUGGUGGCAUAACCCAACCAUUCUCGCCGCCACGGGACAGGGAGUGGAGGUGGAGGAAGCGCGAGCAUGGGCUGGCAGUUGGAAUGAGAAGGUGGUGGAGCUGGUGCAGUUGGCCAUGGAGGAUCGAGAAAACCUGUCGGUCAUGCUGACGGGACGAGGUGAAGCUGCCUUCUCCUCCCUCAUCAAGCGGAUGCUCAAGGCCAAGGGACUGGAGUUCGACAUGGUCUGUCUCAAACCCACCGUUUCGCCCGCGGGAGAGAAGUUCGGCAGCACAAUGCUCUUCAAACAGGCUCUUCUUCGGGAUAUCGUCUUCACCUACUCCAAUGCCACGGAAAUCCGCAUCUAUGAAGACCGCAUCAAACACGUCAAGGCCUUCCGCGACUACUUUUUCGACUUGAACCGCUCUCUGCUGGCAUCAACAUCACCCACUCGCGCUCCCAUCACCGCCGAAGUCAUCCACGUCCAGGAAACAGAAACCCAUCUCACCCCGGAAACGGAAGUCGUCGAGAUCCAAAAGAUGAUCAAUGUCAACAACUCCGCUCUUCUGGCAGGCACCGCUCCCCCAGGCACCCGUCCCUGGAAGAUCAAGAGAAGCGUCUUCUACACUGGCUACCUCAUCUCCGAUCCGGACAUUGAGCGCCUCCGAAGUCUCAUCCGCCUUCCCGAGAACUGCCCCUAUGAAAACGACCUCCGUCAUCUUGCUAACAACAUCCUGAUCACCCCUCGUCCGGCUCCGCGCAGUAUCCUCGAUAAGGUCGGUGGUAUUGGUGCUCGUCUGAGAUGGAAAGUCACCGGCACUGCAGUCCUCGAGAAUCGAAUCUGGGCGGCGAGAGUCGCUCCACUGAAUGGAGAGAAGAUCUACACGGAAAACUCCACGCCAAUGGUGGUACUUGCCACGAGACGCACGGCCAAACCUAUCGAAGCCGGAAGAAUUCAGAGCUGGCAGCCUGUGAGUGAGAGUUCUGCUUUGGAGUUCGAGACGGUGGUCGGGGAGAAGGUGUUGUUGAGGAUUGAAGAGGAGGUGAGAGGCGAGGAUGAGUACGAGGCCAGUUUCCCCAACGGCAAGAAUGCGCGGAAGCAUCCCAGAGAGGAGGAUGGCAGGGAAUUUGUGAGGCCGCCACCCAGUGGUGGUAGAGGGUUGUGGAAUGGGAAUGGAAACGGCAGAGGCGGUGGAGGUGCGAGAGGUGGUGGCGGAGGUGGUGGCGGAGGCCAGUAUGGUGGAUCUCCUAGAGGUGGAUUCCAGCAGAGAGGUGGCGGCGGUGGUGGCGAUCGUGGUAGAGGUGGUGGAGGUAGAGGUGGACGAGGUGGUAGAGGACGAGGUGGGAAUGAGGGACGUGGUGGAGGAGGUGGUGGUGGUGGCGGUCGGGGUAGAGGUGGUGGUCGUGGUGGCUACCGUAGUCUGGACGAUAACGUCGGCCAGGGAUAUGGUGGUGGUGGGAUGCAGUACUGA